Molecule: messenger RNA, 1247 nt
Organism: Poecilia latipinna (sailfin molly)
Lineage: Eukaryota; Metazoa; Chordata; Actinopteri; Cyprinodontiformes; Poeciliidae
Product: Bardet-Biedl syndrome 1 protein-like
Exons: 4
Coding region: 391-1098 (235 amino acids)
Biological process (GO): non-motile cilium assembly; protein localization to cilium
Cellular component (GO): centrosome; BBSome; axoneme
Molecular function (GO): patched binding; smoothened binding
Source: RefSeq, a predicted model, not a curated record
CAAGUACACCUCUCUGCAGCAAACAGAAAGGGACUGGAGCGAAGUCCUACUCGCCAUAGAUAUGCUUCUCGCUUUUUCUGGAAAUGAAACACCGGCGGAGAAGACUGACGUCAUCACCUAAGGACAACAACUGAAAGAGGAGGUAGCGGAUUUUGGUGGAUUAAAGCAACGGCCAGCUCAGUGUUUAUCCCCAGACUGUAUCUAACGCCCCCAUCGAAACCGUCUGCAACGUUGAUAGUCGAAGCAGAGUGAAGACAUUUCAAGGAAACGAGAAGUACGGGCUGAAAACAGUAACCGGGCCGAGAGAAGCAGAGUACUGUCUCCUUGGUGACCGUGAGGGGGUCUCACCUGCUCAGCUCUGCAAAUCCUCCCAUCUCCUGUCCUGUGGUUAUGUCUUCUGUGGAUUCCAGUGGGGAUGGCGGGAAGUGGCUGGAUGCCCACUACGACCCAGUGGCUGGUCUCUACACCUUCUCGUCCUGCAUAGACCUGGCAGAUCUUAGCGGGGACAGGGAGAGCCGACUCGUGGUCGGGGACCUGGGCACCGGCUCAUCAGGCAUGAAGCUUAAGGUCUACCGUGGCACGGCACUCAUAAGUGAGAAUAGCCUGCUGGACCUACCUGCUGGCCUGGUUGCCUUUUUCAUGGACCUGCAUGAGCCCCGCAUCCCCGCCGUCGCCGUGGCCUCUGGACCAUGCAUCUAUGUCUACAAGAACCUGCGGCCAUACUUCAAGUUCACACUUCCGAGCCUGGACAUCAACCCAUUGGAGCAGGAUGUGUGGCAGCAGGUAAGGGAGGGUCAAAUCAACCCUGUGAUGCUGAAGGAGAUGCUGGAAAGUAUCAGGAAGAAGGCAGACAUCCCACUGUCCGUCCGAUCGCUCAGGUUCCUGUCUCUGGAGUCUGAUGAGAUGGACGAGUUUGUUCAGCUGUACAAACAGCAGCCAAUCAGGCGGCAGACGGUCAUCACCUGCAUCGGAACUCUAAAGAAGAGCACAGCCGAUGAGGACGGGAUUAGCUGUUUGGUGAUUGGUACAGAGAACAGCGACAUCUUCGUCCUUGACCCUGAAGCUUUCACCAUUCUCUGCAAGGUACACUCUAGUUAGCUGGUUUAAACCAGUCUCUACUAGUUCUAAACUGGCUUGACAUGACUCGAAAUUAGUCUGACCUAGUUUUUAACUGGUCUGAAAACAUUUAGAUGACUCUAAACUUGGUUGAGCUAAUUCUAAUUAGAAAAGUGCAGCGCACAAAAAAA